Molecule: messenger RNA, 1101 nt
Organism: Prorocentrum cordatum
Lineage: Eukaryota; Dinophyceae; Prorocentrales; Prorocentraceae
Source: the annotation of a GenBank genome assembly
AUGGAUCCACUGCCGGCUCCUCUCGAUGUGCGGCGUGGCUUGACCGAGGCAAGUUCUGUCUCACGUCGCCUUCACUGGGGGAUCCUCGGUGCCAGCGACAUCUCCUCAGACUGGGCAAAGUGUCUGAAGGAAGUUCCCGGAGCCGAGCUGGUUGCAGUUGCUGCCAGGACGUCGACAGGGCGAAGGAGUUCGCUUCUGCCCACGGCGUUUCAUCCCCGAUCUGCGUACGGCGAUUACAGCGAUCUCCUCGAGAACAAGAAGAUCGACGUCGUUUACAUCGGCACGAUCACGUCCACGCACAAGGACCUCACGUUGCGUGCAAUUGCCGCCGGCAAGCACGUUGUCUGCGAGAAGCCGCUAGCAGAGACUCUCGCAGAUGCCGAGGAGAUGUACCGGGCAGCUGAAGCUAAGGGUGUGAUGCUCCAAGAGGGCAUGUGGCAACGCUUCUUCCCAGCAGUCGACAAGGCACGGGAGUUCAUGGAAGACGGAAGUAUCGGUGACGUGAGCUUGGUUCGUUCAGAGUUCCCAGAUCCUUGCUAUGCUGUCCAGGCGGCUCCUUUUGCAUUCGGCACCCGUGGCUUCAAGGGCGUAGUCGCAACUGGUCCAUUCUCUUCAGGGAGAGAUGCGAGUGCUGCUGUGGCUCAGUUUGACGCGGGCUGUGCGAUGUUCUCGUUCCCGAAGUGGGACAGCGAGUACCCAGAGAAGAUUGAGAUCAUUGGCAGCAAAGGCUGCCUGAGCUUGGAGCAAUGGGGACACUGUCCAACCCGCCUGGUGGUCUCUCUGACACCAGAGCAGUGCCUCCAGGGGCCAUCGGUGCUCGCAGCAGAGGGUGCAAGGGGCGCAGCACCGCACACGUCGAGCUCUCAGUGUGGAAUGCAGCCUAUCCUGAAAACUUUUGACUACACGCGCGGUGGCGGAUCCUUUGCCGGAGCCGGCGGGAGUGCCGGAUCCGAAGUGGCAUUUCUCGAAUCAGCACGGUUUCUUGUACCAGGCCCAGGCGGUCCACAGGUGCAUAGCGGCGGGUCUGAAGCAGUGCCCGCAGUACACGAAGGAAGAGUCCCUCCUGGUGAUGUCGAUUUUGGACGACAUUGCUCAGGCUAA